GUGAUAGGACGUCAUGCUGGGGAGCAAAUGGCCGAAUACUGGAUCCGAGGGUGUGAUGGAGGUACACGCAGCCCCAGAGAUUUCGGCAUUGACGGAACGAUCUAGAGCUAAUGGAAGUAAUCUUCGGCUCGCUCGGUCGGAGUGGUGCCCCCUGUCAAACGAGUCACCGGGCGUAGGAUUGGCACUCUUGCAAAAACAUGGGCUAUCACUCCAGCCGGGACUCUUUACUUCUGCCUUUGUGUUGUGAUCUGUUGUCAUCUCCUACAUGAUUAAGGACAAGAUUCAGUGGCCUACGCUGCAGACACAAACGAGGAUAUGUAUUCGAACCUUGACGAGAUUUCUGCUCCAGAGCCCGUACAGAAUCUCGACGAUUCACACGACACCUCAGGUGGCGUCUCGAACACAAUGACUCGAGAGGACGACGAUGGAUACGAGAACCUCGAUGAGCUUGCCGACCCAGCUCCAGACCAGAAUCCAGAGGAGCGUGGAACGUAUCGACACAGCAAUCUGGAGGACGAACGAGAAGGACAGCACAACAGUUCUGGUGACCGAUCGGCACUGAACUCGACCAAAUCGAAUCAGAGUUCAUCCAGUACCCUGGGCCAAAGCACGCCCACUACUUCAAGAUGGUUCACAGAAUUCACGGUCUGGUCUUAUCUGGUUCUCUUCUCGAUACUUGGAACCCUUGCCAGACUAGGAUUACAGGCGCUCACAAGAUAUCCAGGAGCUCCAGUACCCAAUACUGAGCUCUGGGCCAAUGUUGGAGGUAGUUUCGUGAUGGGAUACAUCCGAGAAGAUAGGCUUCUGUUUAGGAAGCACUGGGCCAACGCCAACACAAGCCAGGAGUCUUCAAGCACGCGCGAAAAGCAUUCCGCUGAUCAGGACCAAGGGAAGACCGUCGAAUCUUUCAUGGCUGCGAAAGCCACCGUUCCGGCCUACAUUGGGGUUACCGUUGGUUUCUGCGGAUCCUUCACCUCUUUUUCCUCGUUCAUCCGAGAUGUUUUUCUUGCGCUAUCUAACGACCUAAACACUGCAUCAAUCUCGACGAUGGCCGUAACUUCAGUUCCAAAAGGGCGUUCGGAUGGUUACAGUGUCAUGGCUGUGUUGGGUGUACUGAUCAUGGAGAUCUCAUUGAGUCUGGGUGCGCUAUCUUUUGGUGCGCACAUGGCUACAUUUCUCCAUCCGUUCGCUGGCGCUGCUUCGAGCAUAGAUCUCGAGAAACAUCUAGAUGGACUUGCAAUCGUCUUUGGGUGGGGUUCAUGGAUCGGGGCCAUAAUCAUGGCGAUUCUGCCGCCUGAUAGGUUUGGCAGCUCGGUCGAAACCUGGCGCGGUCAAGUUCUGUUUGCUCUCGUCUUCGCACCCUUGGGUUGUUUCGCUCGCUUCAGGCUUUCUCUAUGGCUCAACGGUCGAUUCAAAAGCUUUCCCCUCGGUACAUUUGUAGCCAAUGCUUUUGGAACCCUUAUACUCGGAUUGUGUUACGAUCUCCAACACGUCGCUCUUCCUGAUGCUGGCGGUCUUGCGGGCGGAGGACUCACUGGGUGCCAAGUCUUGCAGGGAAUCCAAGACGGGUUCUGUGGUUGUCUAACGACCGUGAGCACAUGGGGUCUGGAGCUGAAGGGUCUUCGAAGAAGCCAUGCUUAUUUUUACGGAACGAUUAGUGUUGUUGUGUCGCUGUUGACGUUGGUUGUCGUGAUGGGGACGGUGAGAUGGACCAUUGGCUUUGCUGCACCUGCUUGUAAGAUUUAGAAGAUUGCAUUGGUGCAUAUGACAGGCAAAUCACCAUAGUUAAGCUCCACGUAUAAUCAGGUGAAACGAGUAGAGCGCAAAUUUCCA
Molecule: messenger RNA, 1833 nt
Organism: Aureobasidium pullulans EXF-150
Lineage: Eukaryota; Fungi; Ascomycota; Dothideomycetes; Dothideales; Saccotheciaceae
Exons: 1
Coding region: 316-1746 (476 amino acids)
Biological process (GO): fluoride transmembrane transport
Cellular component (GO): membrane
Molecular function (GO): fluoride transmembrane transporter activity
Source: RefSeq, a predicted model, not a curated record